This is a messenger RNA of Punctularia strigosozonata HHB-11173 SS5, 2356 nucleotides long. Its product is annotated as kinase-like protein. Gene Ontology annotation, biological process: autophagy; peptidyl-serine phosphorylation. The coding region runs from base 1 to 2184 and encodes 727 amino acids. The transcript is spliced from 10 exons. Gene Ontology annotation, cellular component: cytoplasm. NCBI's taxonomy places the organism in Eukaryota, Fungi, Basidiomycota, Agaricomycetes, Corticiales, Punctulariaceae. The record is from RefSeq and is a predicted model, not a curated record. Gene Ontology annotation, molecular function: protein serine/threonine kinase activity; ATP binding.
AUGUCCCUCACUGACGAACUGUUCACUCGGCGAGCGUCCCUUGCUUGCGAGCUGCGCGACCGUAACUGGGCCUUUCUGCAGUCAUAUACCAAGUCUCAAUCGCACAUUCUGCUCGAUAAAUCUUCGGAUAAGUGGUACCUGUGCUCUCUACCACUUGGACAUUCACACGUCAAGGAUAAGCCAGAGAAGCAAGCCGUGGCCAUAGUUCGAAUCCGUAAGGGUGAUGAAAACAAUGCGAUCGAAGGCGGCGACAUUUCCACUCAGUUGGAAAUUGAGCCUGUCGACGAUGAAGCCCGCAUCUUCCUCAACGGGUCAUUGGCCGAGGUCGGAGAUUGCUACACGCUCGUACCGAAUACUAUCGUCCGUAUCAACGACAAAGAAUACAUCUACCGUCUUUUGAGUGAUACUGAAGACGUCCCUUAUCAUGCUGAACGCUACGAGAUCAACCAAAGUCGGAACCUUGGGUGGCCAGCAAAGCCUGUCUAUAGUGCGACGCGCAUCCGAACUGGAGACGCUGUGGUCGUCAAAUCUUGGAAUGUAUCGCUCCCGAAGUUGAGCAAGGCGGCGGAUCUAUUGCGCACCAUCGAAAAGCUGAAACACCGGAACAUCGCAUCGGUAGACGACUGGUUCAUGCUUUUCGAAGACGUUGGAGAAUCGUUCAGACGAAUCUGUGGGGCCUCAAUCAACUUCCUUUCCACCUCCAAUUCCACUGAUGACUUUACCAAAGGCAUGGUGACAUCUCUAGCUCCGGGUGGUAACCUGUACGACUAUAUUAAGUUUGGCCGGAAGCUCGGUGAAAUGCACGCCCGUCCCGUAGUUGCCCAACUCAUGGACGGAUUGAUGUAUAUGCACGACCAGGGUAUCAUUCACCGUAACAUAGAACCAAAGAAUAUCCUCGUUUGUGACGAGAGCUGGGGCUACGUACCAACAAUCAAGAUCGGCGGGUUAUGUUCCAUACAACGAUCCUCCAUUGCCGAUGUUCGGGUUCAUGAGGAGCAAAUGGUCGGGGACGCCAAAUGCGCACCACCCGAGAUACUGGAUCACAAGUACACUGAGCUCGGCGACGUGUUCAGCACAGGAGCUCUGAUGUUCUUCAUUCUCUGGGGAAAAUCGCUUUACCGUGUCCAGAAGGGGAAGAGCCUCCAGGAACAGAUGCAGACGAGGCGUUGUAAUUACGUCAAAGAGCGAGAGUUGAUGAUGAGCGAGGAUGCGAGCGAUCUUCUAAAUGGGCUGAUAAAGAAGGACAUGACCGACCGCUUGGCUCUGCACGAAGCACGACGCCACUCUUGGCUCUACCAGCGCCGGGUUCCUCCUCCCUCUCCGGAUUCCUACUCCGUCGACGACUUUCGCGUCGUGGAAUUUCUCGAAGGCAAGACGCCCAGACCUCCCGUCCGAAGCAGCAUACUGCGGACUGUACCACUGAAGCGAGAUCCCAUUGGAGACAGCGACACCGAAUCCGAAAGCGACGCCGACGCGGAGUCGGAUACUGAUUCGGACAUGCAGUCGGACGAUGGAUCGGAAACGUCGUCCGCCUCAGCUUCUGAUGCAUCCUCUGAUGCUGUCUCAGACGCGCGGUCGGACGCAGAUUCAGAGUCAUCGUCUACCUUGGAAGAGGACGAAGAGCGCACCGAACUUGAAUGGUACACCCACCAUCGCAGCGACCCAUUGCUUCUUCCGGAUACCAGUGUUGUUUUGGACCAAGAUCUUCUCCCAUCCUCUCCGGCAACAACCGUCUGUGCUAUUCCUGUAUCUGACCGUUCCGUGGGUGUCCUAUGUUCAGGGAAAUUUGGCUCCGACUCAGAUGGAGGAGACGAUGACACUGACACGGUCGUCGGUUAUGACGAUCGUUUGCAUCCCAUGAGGCUCUCCACGGAGGAGGAAGAGGAAGACGCCCAGGUUGCUCCGCGCACCAGUCGCGCCUCUCGUUCGAAGUGCGGACGCGGUGGACGCGUUGGCGGCUCCCGCCGCGCUGAAAUAGCUGCAUCGUCCGACGGUCGUCAACGCGCCCGCACGUCGGCCAGGAUUCAGGCCGCCAAAGUCCGGGCAACCGAGCUGAAGAGGACCGAGCAGGCAGAGGCCAGGAAUGUUCAGAAGAUGAUGCAGAGCACGGAGAAGAAGCUGGCGAGGGCGGCGGCGAGCGCCAAGAGCCUCCUGAAGAACCUCGCGAAGCUGGACGCUAUGUGAGACAUCGCACGCGGGUCAGGCAAAUGGAAGGUUCUAAGUAUGGGAUCGAUAAAGUCGACAUCGGUGCCUCCAUUAUCUCUCUUUUGAGUAUCAUAGCUACGCCUGCCGUACCACAAGGACACUCAAUCCAAAGAAUCGUUAUUUGAGCAAUGAUAUGCUCGUUUCCAUUGCC